ACGGCCGUUAAUGGUUUGACUGAGUCGGGUCGAUGGUUGUUGACAGUUCUGCCCGUUGACUGCCAUUCGCCCAUUAACGGCCCAACGACGCACCCCAACACGCGCGGCGCAGAAGGGCGAGUGAUUGCGUCAUCGGAAGGGGCGGCGCGCUGUGGGCGGGACCAUUGCUCGACUUGGCUCUUUAACUGGAGCCGGGAGGCAGCGGUGUCUACUAGGCAGGCUUUGCUGCCAUAAGGAAUUGUCCCUUUAAAAUAAAACUGUGCAGCAUUUUCGUUUGCAAUUUUUCCCUAGAGAAUUUUAAGUCGAGGCAAGUAAAUUUAUAAGCUGUGAAGAGAUCUAUUUUCUCUUAAGUGUCAAUCGCCAUGUUCAGUUGGCUGGGGAGAAACGAGCGAGGUAAGAAGGAUCCCGAGUUAUUUCAGACGGUGACAGACGGCCUGAAGAAACUCUACAAAACCAAACUGCUUCCCUUGGAGCAGCACUACCGCUUCCAUGAAUUCCACUCGCCCUCGCUAGAGGAUGCAGAUUUUGAUAACAAGCCCAUGCUGUUGCUGGUCGGUCAGUAUUCAACCGGCAAGACCACCUUCAUCAGAUACCUUCUGGAACAAGACUUUCCUGGAAUGAGAAUUGGGCCUGAACCAACAACUGACUGUUUCAUUGCUGUAAUGAAUGGGGAUGUGGAAGGUGUGAUUCCAGGAAAUGCUUUAGUGGUGGAUCCAAAAAAACCAUUCCGGAAACUUAAUGCUUUUGGCAAUGCAUUUUUGAACAGAUUUAUGUGUGCCCAGUUACCGAAUCCUGUGCUUGAAAGCAUUAGCAUCAUUGACACACCUGGAAUUCUGUCAGGAGAAAAGCAACGCAUCAGCCGAGGUUAUGACUUUGCUGCUGUAUUGGAAUGGUUUGCAGAACGAGUUGACCGUAUCAUCCUGUUGUUUGAUGCUCAUAAGCUGGACAUUUCUGAUGAAUUUUCUGAAGUUAUAAAAGCACUGAAGAAUCAUGAGGACAAGAUCCGUGUGGUGUUGAACAAGGCAGAUCAGAUUGAAACUCAGCAACUGAUGCGUGUCUAUGGUGCUCUCAUGUGGUCUCUGGGCAAAAUUGUCAACACCCCCGAAGUGAUUCGGGUGUACAUUGGCUCAUUCUGGUCUCAUCCUCUGCUGAUUCCAGACAAUCGCAAACUUUUUGAGGCAGAAGAACAAGAUUUGUUUAAAGAUAUCCAGAGUCUUCCCCGAAAUGCUGCUUUGCGAAAACUCAAUGACCUAAUCAAGAGGGCACGACUUGCAAAGGUUCACGCCUACAUCAUAAGUGCCUUGCGGAAAGAGAUGCCAGCUGUAUUUGGUAAAGAUAACAAAAAGAAAGAACUGAUUAAUGGCCUUGGAGAAAUUUAUGCACGGAUUGAACGAGAGCAUCAGAUUUCUCCAGGAGAUUUUCCUAACAUUAAGAAAAUGCAGGAUCAGCUGCAAGCACAGGAUUUUAACAAAUUUCAGCCAUUAAAGAUUAAACUGUUAGAGACAGUAGAUGACAUGUUAGCAAAUGAUAUUGCUCAGCUCAUGAUCCUCGUACGUCAAGAAGAAACUCAGCGACCUGUCGAAGUUGUGAAAGGGGGAGCUUUUGAAGGCACAAUGAGUGGUCCAUUUGGACAUGGAUAUGGGGAGGGAGCUGGUGAGGGUAUUGAUGAUCUUGAGUGGGUUGUGAUCAGAGAUAAACCAAGCUACGAUGAGAUAUUUUACACUCUGUCACCCAUCAAUGGGAAGAUCACUGGUGCAAAUGCAAAGAAAGAGAUGGUGAAGUCUAAGCUUCCAAACACAGUGCUGGGGAAAAUCUGGAAAUUGGCAGAUAUUGACAAGGAUGGCAUGUUGGAUGAUGAAGAGUUUGCAUUGGCCAACCAUUUAAUUAAAGUCAAGCUGGAAGGUCAUGAACUACCCAGUGAAAUUCCACGGCAUCUCAUUCCACCAUCAAAGAGAAAGCUAGCUGAGUGAAUCUGGCAGCUGGAAAAAACACAGCACAAGAGGGUGAAGAUGAAAGACACUGAAGAAUGAAGAUUCCAAAUUUUAAGCAGGCAAAAAUAGUGUUAAGGCUUUUACUUAAUAAAUAUUUUUAUUUCCAUUAUUUACACUGAUUGCAAUACUCCAGGUUUCAGAGCAUAGAAUUUGCUACUUUCACCACCAAAAAAGAGAGAGUGGCAACAGAGUUACUGUUCACUUGGAGACAGGAGUGCCUUGGGAUUGUUGCUCCUUCAUGUCCCUUUUUUAAUGUUGUGGAGCACUGUGAUGUCACCUUGUUACUGUGAGCAGUACUACUGAGUUUCUGUUCGCCUUUUAAAGGGAGAUAGAAUUUUUUUUUCUCAAACUUCAGCCCUAUUUAUUUUUAUGUAACUAGGGUAUUUUGCUUUAUCUCAACUACUCAAUUUCUGCAUGAUGCUGAAGAUUAAUUCAGAUAGUUAUCCUCUGGAUAGUUAGUUACUGCAAGGAUAAUUUUUUUUCCCACUUUAUAAAGAUUUAGAUUUUAUAAGGAACAGCUUAGUGUUUCUCAAUGGUCACUCCAUGGACAGGAACGUCUACCAUACCACACUAUGGUAGAAAUAAGUGAUUUGUAUGAAAGCUAUAUUUCUACAAAAAGUUUGGAAAUGUGGCUUUUUUGAUUCAUGAACGGAAUUUCUAGUAAGUACUUUUUCUUCCAAGACUUUUUUGUGAAGCCCUUAUGUGACUAAUAAUCUGUAACAAUGGAGUGUAGUUUAAUUGGAUAUGUGCUAUCUAUAAUGCAAAGUAGUAUUAUACAAGUAUUAUAUCUAUAAUAUACUUUGACAUUAGUAAGGAAAACUAAACUAAAUUCUAUCAAAUAUAUACUGCAUGUUUAUUGAUCAAGUUUAACAUAAUACCAAGUAUAGUGGAAAAGUUGUAGAUCAUCUUGUAUUUGUAAUAGUUGGAUAUAUUCUACUUGACUGUUCUAUCACCUAAUCUUUGCUUGUUUUCUUUAAGCUAAGUUAUGUUGCAAGACAUAGCAUAAAAUGUUCAGUUCAAUGUCUUCCAUUAUUAUAUUGACUGUUCUGGCACCUCUUUAAAAUGUUCCAUGUGUGAGAAUUCUUUGUAAAUGUAGGUUAUUUUUCUGUCCUGUAGUUGUUGAAUAUUGCUGUGGAAAAUCACUGCUGUUAUACUGAAACUACAUGGUGAAUCCACAGACAUACACUACAUUAGUGAGGGAUCUGCAAUGUCAGUUAUAAGUCUUUAUCUUCCAUUUUGGAAAAAAGCAAGAAGAUUUGCUUCCCAGUUACACAUGAAUGUAUUCCCAUGCCCACAGAUUGAUGCAGUGAGGCCUGUUUAAAACAGGUGCAAUUUGCUCAAUAUUACAUUUUUGUGGGGCAAACAUGUUGAAGGCUCACUCUUCCCAAACCAUUUGACUCAACCUCACCCACUGCCUGCUCCAAGGAAAUUCCACUGCACCUCAAAAAGGAACUUGCAUAAUGCCGAAAAAAUAUUUUUAAAGAAUCAUGCUUCCAAUGUGGAAUUAAACUGUUACUAGUAGGCUUUCACAGGUGUUUUCUUUUGCGUGUGUGAGCACUUGGGGUGACGAUGAAGAGGAAAUAUCACUGAAAUUUGCACAAGUAUUCUGCACUUAAUUGUUUUUCUGCCUGGAACCAAGCUUGGAAUUCAUGGUCAAAGGGGCUAUGGAAGAAAUAUUUUUUGUAAUUCUUUCCACAGCUUCUCUUAAGGAAUGCUUUUAGAUCAUGCUUUAAAAGCAAGAAAUGUGAUUUGUCACUUACACUGGUCCAUACUGAAAUCUUAGCUGGUUGUCUAAAAGCAUCCUUGCAUCAUUCUGUUCAGCAUACAACAUUAACAAAAUAGUCUCCUUAAAUUGCUCUGGAUAUUUUUUUUUAAUUUGAUGUCUGCCACCAAUCUGCUACAAACCAACUGUAGUUGAGGAAAUAUACUAAAUUAACUGCUAUGAUUUGUGUGUAGACUAGGUACUUUAGACAGGCCCAUGAAUCAGAAUCAAGUUUAUUACUGUGAAAUUGGUGGCAGCAGUACAGAACAAAGGCAUAAAAUUACAAAAAGUACAGAAAAAAAGAAUGGCAUAGUACUCGAGGACUGUUUGGAAAUCUGAUGGUAGAUAGGGAAGAAGCUGCUUCUGAAUAUGGAUCUUGAGACUUCUGUACCUGUACCUCCCUGACAGUGGUAACCAGUAGAAGGCAUGUGUGAGAGUCCUUAAUAAUGGAUGCUGUCUUAGUGACAUCCCAUAUCUCCUGAAAUUCCCAAACAAGAAGAGCUGCUGGCGUGCCUUCUUCAUGAUUGCAUCAAGAAGACACUCAGGUACUUGAAGCUGUACACCCAUUCUUCUGCUGAGGCUGAGGACUGGUGUGCGUUCUCCCAACUUCCCGUUCCUGAAAUCUACAAUCGUUUUUUUUGUUCAUGCAGGUGUUGAAACUUCACUCACUCAAGCAGCUGACCUAUGUCAUUCCGGUAUUCUGAGCAGUUGCUAUGCACAGGUUUUUUUAAAACACCUUAAAGAUUAAUGAAAAAGUUUUUUUUCCAUGGGUCAUAUUUUUAAUGUGUACCCUAGCCCUUGAAGCACUUUCUCAUUAAAAUUAUAAUCAAAAUAAUUAGCAUUAUCCUAUAAAAUUCCAAAUUUUAAAUAGAUUACUCUGACAUAUGCAUAUUCUUAAGCAUCUCCAAAUAUUGUUUUAAGACAGCCUCUAGUUGGAACUGCGACUGGAAUUACCUGUGCUUUGAGAUCAUUUCAAUGAAUAGAAGAGAAUGUUGGUGAAAAUCUAACUACUGGAGUACACCUUUAUUUCUAUUUGCUUCAUGGUUACUUGUGCCACUAUUCAAAAUUUAAUUAAAUGUGCAAAGAUUAAUAGGUUUUUAACCUUCACCUAUUACCAUACACUUCCCUAUACUCCUAAUAUAUAUAAUAGAUAAUAUUAUAAACCCUACUUGCAUAACAAAGUAUGUACCAUUCCUUUCCUAUAUAGUAGAGGUUGAACUUUUUAAACCUCUAUUUGUGUACUGAUAAUCAGCUUUAUAAUGUGAAAUACACAAGCAGUCAAGUAUAACUCUAAUUCUGAAGGUUUAUUGUAUACAAAUUGCUACUGUAUGAAAUGGCCAUUUCUACCAAAGAUUAGUAGUGCAACGAUAAGAGCAAAAUCUUCUGAAAGUAGAACUAUACACUAGAUGUUAGGAAAGCCUAUGUUUUAUGGUGUAUUUAAUUGAGUGCAAUUAUUUACUAUGUUGGAGCUUGCAUUUCAUUUUGAUAUCUGCUUUGUGUGCAUUUGGAUAUCCCUGCUUCCCUGUUUGUUGGCUGAUCCCAUUUCUUUAAAUAGUUGAAAUUAUUUUUGUUUUCAGUAGCCUCUACAUUUGUAUAUUUAAAUUUUUGGGUCACAUGCAAUUUUUGAUGUCUAAAGCUUUUAAUCAUUGACCUCUAUAAUAUUAUUAAUAAGCAAGUUUGUACAAAUAUUUUUCAGGGAGCCUGGUCUUUAAGAUUAAAUACUAAUGAAUAACAUAUUUUCAAAAACUAUUUCCACAAUAGAAAGAGUCCAGAUUAACAACAUUGAACAAAUUGGAGCACUUCGGCAUUUUGUACUUUUAUGACCAAGUUCUUAUUUCCCUAUUGCACUGGUUGCCUUUAUUGCGAAGAGGAGAAUAAAAACCUACACUUUGUUUUGUAGAUUAUGGCAUCCUGGUCACAUUGCUAGUUUCAGUUGCUCAAAUUUGUUGUGGCACUUGAGCUAAUCUUAGAUAUUAAACCUUCAUUAACCAAAUUUCAGAAGACAAAGUGUGAGGGGGAAAAUUGUUCAUGAUUAACUACUAACAUACCUGUGCGUCCCAUCAAACACAUUUUUCAAAGCACGGUAUUAAUUUUGGAAAUUCUGUUAUGGAAUUCCUGAUGCAUUACAAACUAUCACAAUGCUAACCAAGGUUUGCCAAAAGGAUUUUUUUUCUUUUGCCAAUAAUGUUAUUGUACAUUUAUUUUUAAAAAUCCUAUAUUAACAUUGUAUUUAAAAGACUAUAUUAACAUUGUAUUUAAAAGAAGCUGUAGAUUAGAGAAAUACUAAUAAACUGUU
This is a messenger RNA of Mobula hypostoma (lesser devil ray), 6049 nucleotides long. Its product is annotated as EH domain-containing protein 3. The transcript has 6 exons. Gene Ontology annotation, biological process: endocytosis; endosomal transport. Lineage: Eukaryota; Metazoa; Chordata; Chondrichthyes; Myliobatiformes; Myliobatidae. The coding region runs from base 363 to 1970 and encodes 535 amino acids. Gene Ontology annotation, molecular function: GTP binding; calcium ion binding; protein binding. The record is from RefSeq and is a predicted model, not a curated record. Gene Ontology annotation, cellular component: cytoplasm; plasma membrane.